Messenger RNA from Hibiscus syriacus, 483 nucleotides. RefSeq lists its product as uncharacterized. The record is from RefSeq and is a predicted model, not a curated record. Bases 1 to 483 code for a protein of 160 amino acids. The transcript is spliced from 2 exons. Lineage: Eukaryota; Viridiplantae; Streptophyta; Magnoliopsida; Malvales; Malvaceae.
AUGUCGAAGAUGGAUAAGAUAGCUGUGGCUUUCAACGAAGCAGCACUGCUACACGAGACCAGCGGCAGCGAGCAUUCUCCGGAGGACCCGACCGACUUGUCGGAUCUCGUGAAUUCGUUCUUCGAGAGUGGUGGUGGUUUUGAUGUUGAAACCGAUGAAGCGGUGACAUUUCAUCAAGAGCGAGACGUCUCCGAUGAUUAUUGUCGGAUUCCGAAACGAAAAAUGAUUAAGAAAGAGACAGAACAUGCAUGUGAGAUGUCCGUAGGGUACGGGUUAUCCGAGGAUUUCAAGCGUCGGUUGAUGUCUCAUCUACGCGACAAGGGCUUUGAUGCUGGUUUGUGCAAAACCCGGUGGGACAAACUAGGACGAAAUCUACUCUCGGUUGCCUACGAAUACGUAGAUGAAUAUACUAAUGGAUCUCGUUACAUUGUCGAAAUAAAUCUCGGGGCUCAGUUCGAAAUAGCUCAACCAACAACCAGUUAG